AUGUCAGAAGAGAAUAAUACAGUCGUUAUCCUAGUUGGUGGUGGUCAUGCUGCUGGGAAAAAAACAGUUUGUGAAAGAAUAAAGUCAAAUUUUUUAGAAAAUUUAAAUGCAAAUAUCGAAAUAGAAAUAUUUGAUCUAGAUGUUUAUAUUAAGGAUCAACCCGAAAUUCCAUAUGGUCCAACGAGGUUUGAUUGCUCAAAAUUAUUAAAUGAAAUUGAACUUUUUGAAAAAAAAUCAGAUAUCAAGAAACUUAUACUAGUUCCUGGGUUAUAUUCUUUAUAUGAUAGAAGGUUAAGAAACAUUGCAUCCAUGAAAUUGUUCAUAGAUUGUGAUGCUGAUACAAGACUGACUAGAUGGAUAACAGCAGAAACACUAAAUGGUGAAACCAAAUUAGAAGAUCUUUUAGACAACUACGUGAAUAGAGCUAGGCCUGAAUUCAAUGAAUUUAUUCAACCAACUAAAGAAUUUGCAGAUGUUAUUCUACCAAAUGAUGAAGAAAUUAAUGGUAUUUCAUUGAUUUGUGAUGGUAUUCAACCUUUAUUCAAUCAAUCAUCUUUAUCAAAAUCAGGUAAAACUUUAUAUCCAAGAUUUGGGUUUGAUUCAGAAUCAUCAAGUACUUUAAAUCUUCAAGCUGAAGCCUUUAAUGGUCAAAAAGAUAGAUUUUAUGAUUUGACCUAA
Molecule: messenger RNA, 678 nt
Organism: Hansenula anomala
Lineage: Eukaryota; Fungi; Ascomycota; Saccharomycetes; Phaffomycetales; Wickerhamomycetaceae
Gene: DAS2
Product: putative uridine kinase DAS2
Exons: 3
Coding region: 1-678 (225 amino acids)
Cellular component (GO): cytoplasm
Molecular function (GO): kinase activity; ATP binding
Source: RefSeq, a predicted model, not a curated record